AUGCUAAUAAUUUUGAUCACCACUGUGUUUCCACUAGUUUCUGCCAAAUGGCAUUUUAAUACUUCUGAAACAUCUUCAAGUGCAAAUGCAGUUGCCCUUUUAACCUGGAAGGCCAGCCUUGAGAGUGAAAGCGAGUUACUUCUUUCUUCUUGGAAGAAUACUAGCACAAGUCCUUGUCACUGGGACUACAUUCGUUGCGACAACCUUGGACGAGUAACUGACAUGAAUAUCUCAUAUUAUCGCAUAAAGGGUACCCUUCACCAUCUAGAUUUCUCAUCAUUCUCCUAUCUCCUCAAAAUAGACUUCUUCGAUAACUCACUCUAUGGUACUCUUCCCGCCAACAUAUUCAAUCUUUCAAGGCUGAGUUACCUUGAUUUGGGCUCCAAUGAUUUUUCUGGAACGGUUCCACCUGAAAUUGGGAACUUGAGCAGCUUGAGUAUUUUAUACCUUGAUGACAACAAAUUCUCUGGGCAUAUUCCACAAGAAAUAGGAACGUUGAAUUCCCUUAAAGGUCUUGUUCUAUCACAAAACACAUUUAUAGGCUCUAUUCCCACUUCUUUUGGUAACUUGACCAACUUAGAGUCCCUGUAUCUUCAUACCAACUCAAUUUCAGGAUCCAUACCUAAGGAAAUAGGGAUGUUGAGUUCCCUAAAACUUCUCGAUCUGUCAGGCAACACAUUUAUUGGCUCUAUUCCCACUUCUUUUGGUAACUUGACCAACUUAGAGUCCCUGUCUCUUCAUAACAACUCAUUUUCAGGAUCCAUACCUCAGGAAAUUUCAUCUCUGACACGUUUGAUGGAAGUUGAAUUAGCAGAGAACAGUCUUAUGGGUGAAAUACCCACAUCAAUUGGAGACUCAGGCAACCUGCACUUGUUAACCUUAAAUUAUAACAGGCUUUCAGGACCCAUUCCUUCAUCCAUUGGAAACUCGACUAAGCUCAAGAGAUUAUAUUUAUAUGAAAAUGGACUCUAUGGUCCCAUUCCUCCAAGCUUUGGGAACUUAAAAUCCCUUGUUGAUAUGAGAUUAUUUAGCAAUAAACUCACAGGGUCCCUUCCAGUAGAGUUGGAAAACAUUACAAACUGGGAGAUGUUUCAUUUAGCCGAUAACAAUUUCACUGGUCAUUUGCCUCAUAAUGUUUGUCUUGGUGGGUUCCUGAUAGAAAUAUCAGUUCAAAAUAAUCGUUUCAUUGGUGGCAUCCCGAGAAGCUUGAAAAACUGCCCCAAGUUAUCCAGGGUCAGACUUAACAACAAUAAACUAUCUGGAAAAAUAUCAGAAGUUUUCGGUGUGUAUUCGUAUCUAGAUUACAUUGAUUUAAGUCACAAUGAGCUUUCUGGAGAGCUGUCAUCAAAAUGGGGCCUUUGUGGUAAAACGACCUGUUUGAAGAUGUCUAAUAACAAUUUAUCUGGAUCAAUUCCAUUUGAGAUUGGAAACGCAUCUCAUAUACAGGUGCUUGAUCUCUCCUCUAAUCAUUUCAGUGGGAAGGUCCCUAGAAGCUUGGAUAGCCUAAAGCUGCUAUUUGAGCUUGAUUUGUCUGGUAACAAACUUUCAGGUGAUAUUCCAUCAGAAAUUGGGAUGCUUUCUACACUCGCAAAACUUAACUUGGCAGCAAAUCAUUUGAGUGGCGUAAUUCCACAACAGAUUGGAAAUCUUUGUGCAGUUGUUUAG
Molecule: messenger RNA, 1665 nt
Organism: Lycium ferocissimum
Lineage: Eukaryota; Viridiplantae; Streptophyta; Magnoliopsida; Solanales; Solanaceae
Product: MDIS1-interacting receptor like kinase 2-like
Exons: 1
Coding region: 1-1665 (554 amino acids)
Molecular function (GO): protein binding
Source: RefSeq, a predicted model, not a curated record